ACGACAACGCGAGAAAAAUUAGUAUUUUUGCACUUCACAAAUUAAUGACCAUGAGCUCGUUUUUGAUAAACUCCAACUACAUCGAGCCCAAGUUCCCGCCCUGCGAGGAGUUCGGGGCGCCCGGCGGCCCUGACGGGGGAGUCUACCCCCCACCCCCGCAGCCCCCGCAGCCCCCGCAGCCCCCGCCGUCCCCGCACCUGCAGCCGCCCGCGGGGGCCGGCCGCUCGCCCCCGGGUUACUACCGCCCGCCGCGGCCCGGGCCAGGGUCGGGGUACCCGGCGCCAGCGCCCCCCGCCGCCCUCUACCCCGCGCCCCCCGCCGCCGCCGCCCGCUACCCGUAUGGCUACGGCCGCGCCAGCCCGGGCCGGCCCCGGCACGAGCAGCCCCCGCCCCCGCCGCCCCCGGCCCGAGGGUCCGCGGCCGCCCCCGCCGGACAGAGCCUGCUCGUGGCGGGCCACGUCCUGCCGCCCCCGCAGCCCCAGCCGCACCCCGCUCCCCCUCCGCCCCCACCUCCCCCGGCGCUCCCCCGUCGCAGCGAGGCCGCCCCCGCCGCCUCGGGCAGCCCCCCGGGGUGCCCCCUGCCCCUGGCGGACAAGAGCCUGUGCGGCCUCAAGGGCGGCAAGGAGCCCGUGGUGUACCCCGGGAUGAAAAAGAUCCAUGUCAGCACCGUCAACCCCAAUUACAACGGAGGGGAACCCAAACGCUCCCGCACCGCCUACACCAGGCAGCAGGUCUUGGAGCUGGAGAAGGAGUUUCAUUUUAACCGUUACCUGACCCGGCGGCGUCGCAUCGAGAUCGCUCACACGCUCUGCCUCUCCGAGCGCCAGGUCAAGAUCUGGUUCCAAAAUCGCAGGAUGAAGUGGAAGAAGGACCACAAACUACCCAAUACCAAGAUGCGCUCCUCGGCCCCGGCCCCGGGGAGCCAGCCCUCCAAGGCACAGACUCAGGGCCCGCAUCUUCACCCUCGCCACCAGCCAGGUGCCUCCACACCCAACUCUUCUACGCUAUAAUCGUCCACAUCCCCAGAUCGAUUUUAACCCCCCUCUGCUUCUUCCUUUCUUCUUCUGCCCCUCUUUCUUCCCCACCCCCACCUUCUGUCUGGACCAAAAAUAAACACCAACACAAUCCCCAA
Vombatus ursinus (common wombat) is the source of this 1132-nucleotide messenger RNA. Its product is annotated as homeobox protein Hox-A4-like. Gene Ontology annotation, molecular function: DNA-binding transcription factor activity, RNA polymerase II-specific; RNA polymerase II cis-regulatory region sequence-specific DNA binding. The record is from RefSeq and is a predicted model, not a curated record. Lineage: Eukaryota; Metazoa; Chordata; Mammalia; Diprotodontia; Vombatidae. Gene Ontology annotation, biological process: anterior/posterior pattern specification; embryonic skeletal system morphogenesis; regulation of transcription by RNA polymerase II. Gene Ontology annotation, cellular component: nucleus. The transcript is spliced from 2 exons. The coding region runs from base 45 to 1010 and encodes 321 amino acids.